Molecule: messenger RNA, 3648 nt
Organism: Phyllotreta striolata
Lineage: Eukaryota; Metazoa; Arthropoda; Insecta; Coleoptera; Chrysomelidae
Source: the annotation of a GenBank genome assembly
AUGCCGGUGUUGAGAAAACGGGCGCAGGGAGACAAUAAAAUCGUUAACGGGCUAUUUAUACAUUCCAAUCCACCCAGAAUUCUUCAGCUGAAUUCGGCCUACAUAAAGCAGCUGAUCCGCAAUGGGGACGUGGAUAAAUUGGAGCAGGCCGUGUUCGAAGGACAAGGGAAGAAAUUGGUGGGAGAAUAUUCGGCGGACUACAAGACGAGGACUUUCCUCAAAUCGAUACCCGCUCUAAUGUCGAAGAUUUCCCUCCUGCACGACGCCGUGAACAGCGACCGCCUGGAGGAGCUCCAGAGCCUCCUCGACGCCGAACGGGACACCAAGAAGCGCAAAAUGGCGACCGCCAAGGACGAAACCGGCGUAGGAUUACUCCACAAAGCCGUUUACUACGAUUUAAAGGACAUUUACAAAUGGCUCAUCGAGAAAUAUCCCUACAUAGUCUCUAUAAGAGAUUCGGAGGGAAGGACAGCUUAUCAUUACACGGCCAUGUGCAAGGAUCCGGGCGUCGUUCAGAAGAUGCUCGUCAACGCCGGAGCGGACCCCGCGGCUCUGGACAAUCACCAUCAUUCCGCCAAGUAUUACAUGGAUCACAAGAACGAACUGGAGCUGCCCAGUUCCCAAAAAUCCACCACCGUUUCGAGAAAAGCCACCGCUCACAAAGACAGUUUGCACUUCAAGAAGUCCAACAUCCGGAUCUGGAUCCACCAGAGGAACAUGGCCAAUCUGCAGCAGGUCGUGUGGGAAGGCCACGGCGGGAUGCUGCUGGUCGAGCACAGCAACAACCCCAAGAUCAAGAGGUUCUUGGAGGUCGUACCGCAUGUUAUGGGGCUGGUGAAGGAAAUCCACAUGGACGUUCAAAACGACGAUUUGGACAAACUGAAGGAACACGCCAGUCCACCCAUACCUCCUGUAGUGCUAGCAGCAAAGGAUAUCAACGGACUUUCCCCGUUGCACAAAGCGGCCGGUUUGGACAAACGAGAAAUAGCCGAGUUCAUAAUAAAAGAGUACCCGGAUGGAGUCAACAGCGUCGACAACGAGGGGCGCACGCCGCUGCACUACGCCGCUUUGCUCAAAGACGACGGGAAAAUGAUGAGUUUUCUGAUAGAAAACGGCGCCGACGAAUCGGCCUUGGACAACAAGCAAAAAACGGCCGGCUAUUACAGAACCAGGCACUCGGAGAUCGACGCCAAGCUGCUGACUGUGGUACCGGAUUGUCCGAGAUCGGCUAAAGAAAAUCUAGCGGCAGCGUUCGAUUGGAACCUGUUAACAUCGUCGCCUUCAUCGAAUUGGCUGCAGAACGGCGCCAAAAAGGCCGAACAUCUACUGCUAGACGCCGGCAAAGACACUAACGAAGAGACUGAAGAAAGCAAAGAUUCUAAUAAAGAGAACGAAGAAGAGCCAGUCGAAAAUGGCGACGACAAACCACCACCGCACGAUGAAGAAAAUUUAGAACAAAACACCGAUAAUCAAUCACCUGUAAUCGAAGCGAAUCAAUCGCUCGAACCCACCGAAACUUCAACAAACGAAACGGAAUCGCCCGAAAAACCCGAAACGCCACCCGAAAAACCCGAAACGCCGCCCGAAAACGAACCUAAAGACCCGCCAGAGGAACCCAAAGAAUCACUAGAAAUCGCCGAAAUAACAGACAACAACAACAACAACGACACCGAAGACCAAGAGAAGCAAAACGAGCCCGAAGAAACUGCCGAUUCGCCGCCGAAUAGCGCUCGACUAAACCGCACCAGACCUAAUAGCACUAGACCUACUAGUACUAGCGCUAGCAGAACGAAAGAGCCGAACGAUUCUCGACCGGCUAGCGCUAGGAGAACCGCCUCGAGCGAGGCCAAGGGCCUCGUCGACGACGACGAGGGCGUCAUUGAAGGCGUCGUUAACGGCGAAAACGAGGUAGAAGCGAUGAACAACGAAGGUAUGAAUGAACCUAGGGCCUCUGAUACCGAUGACGAUGUGAAAGUUUUAGUCGAAACGGGCAACAUGGAGCAACUCGCCGCUAUGGUGUUGAACGGCGAAGGCGAUAGGCUCGUCGGAUUGUCCAGCGACAAUCCGGAUUUGCAGACGUUUUUGGACAACGUACCCACUUAUAUGUCGAAGAUCCACAGGAUACACGAAGCGGCCAGAAACGGGAACCUCAGAGACCUCCAGGCCGCUUUGGAUAGGCGCAAGUUCGCCAUCGCCAAGGACUCGAUAUCUCCCAAAGGCGCUUCUCCGCUGCACGUGGCGGUGAUAUUCGGCAACACCAGCAUAGUCAGGUACCUGGCGGGGCGGUUUCCGGAGACGGUGCAGAUGACCGACGACGACGAGCGGACGCCGUUGCAUUACGCCGCGGUGCUGAACGACAACGGCCACUACUACAACCUGCUGAUCCACUUGGGGGCCGACAUGCGGGCGGAGGAUAAGUUGGGCUUCAAUCCGGAGUACUACAGGAAGAACCAGGAGGAUUUCAAUCACAGGGGCUUGCUGAGGGACUUCGGCGCCGAAGGGGACGAGGCCGAUGGGAUUUUGGCCGAUAAAGAUAAAAUGCUGACGGAGAACGGACAAGCAGACAUGCCUUUUUUCGCCACCGAAGAAGGACGCUACUUGGCCUCUUCGUUAGGAGAUCCUCUCAUCAAAGGACUCACGGAAGUCGCCAACAAGAGACCCGAAGACCCCAUAGCCUACCUAGCGCAGUAUCUGUACAAUUUCGCCAACAACAGGAACAACGUCAGGUCGAGGGGAAAGACUCAGGAAACCAGCCACCAGCAGAUCGUGACCGGUUCCCCAUCGGACGGGAACAACAACAACGCGGUACCGGCCAACAUCGACGUGGUAACGUUGGAGCCGAACGACGAUGACAAAGACGACGAAACCGCGUUCAGCCCCACCAGCAGGGACGAACACGGUCAAAGUAUGCUGCAUUUCGCCGCGGCGAGAUCCCACGGACGCAACGCCUUGUUCCAGCUGCUCCAAGAAACCGACAUCAACAUAGCCUACAGAGACGAAUUGUACCGGACGGCCCGAGACAUCAGCAUCCAGGCCAAUUUGCCCGACAACACCGAGGAGAUCGACAGAUACGUCCUCCACAUCGCCACGCAAGGCGACACCGACAAACUCGUCGAGCUGCUGCUCGACGGCUACGACCACAUCACCGACGUGGCGGACAAAGACGGCGUGCCCAUCGUCGAGGCGGUUUCCAAAGCCGACCAGCCCGACACGGUGUCGUUCCUGCAAUCGAUUCUCGCGUUCGAGGAAAAGAGGGAACGCGUCCACCACGCCAUCCGCCAGGGCUCCCUCAGCGACGUCGCCGCUCUGCUAGCCGACGAAAACGAGACGGGCAGCGGCAAGCUGCUGGCCAUCGGCAAGAACAGCUACGGCCGGUGCUCGCUGCACAUCGCCGUGCUCUGCCAGCAGGAGGAAAUCGUCGACUACUUGGCCAGCACCUUCUCGGAGACGCUAAAACUGGGCGAUAACCUGGAGAGGACGGCGCUGCACUACGCCAUGGGCGUGGACAAGAUGGAGUCCAUCAGCCGGGUGCUGAUCAAGGCGGGGGCGGUGCGCGUGGUGAAGGACCUGAAGGGCCGCCAGCCGACCUACUACUUCUUGAACAAGUCGGACGUGCUGCGGCUGCAGGAGGAGGAGGAGACGUUCUGA